GACUUGUUAACACAAAAAUGUGUUCAGUUUACAUCGAUCAUGGCAUCCCAAGACACCUACGAAAUAUGGCCACAGUUAUUCGCAUCAUUCGCUGUUUGCGUAUCGGGAAUGUGCACGGGCUCGUUCUUCGCCUUUAGUUCCGUUGUAAUUCCUUUGCUCCAAAGGCCUGACCUUCAAGGAGGUUUGAACUUGUCAUUGGAAGAUGGAUCUUGGAUUGUCAGUUUGUUCUUCAUCGGGUCAAUUUGCGGAGCGCUUUUGGCUGGUCCAUUGAACAAUCAAUUUGGAACCAAACGACUAGCCAUUUUUAUUGCUUUGGUCGUCAAUGUUCAGUGGGGCUUCGUGGCUUAUAACACAACCUUGGCAUGGAUUUUGGUGGGACGGAUCGUCUCUGGAAUGUGUUAUGGAGCUUUUCUUGUGUUCGUAAAGGUCUACAACGCCGAAAUAACUCAUCCGAAUCUCCGAGGGUCCACUAGCACCUUCUACACCACCAACCUCUCUUUCGGUUUCUGUUAUGGUUUAACAUGUGGAUACUUUGUUCGGGACCUUUCUCUGCUUUGUGGUUUAUUUUCCCUUCCGAGUCUUCUUUUUCUUUUCUUGAGUUUGUUUAUUCCCAAUUCCCCGUUUUGGUUGGUCCAAGUGGGCCGAGAAGAUGAAGCCCGAAACUCACUUCAAUGGCUUCGAGGAUCAGCAUACGACAUCACCAAAGAGUUCCAACAGAUCAGGGAGAAAAAGUUGACAAAGGAAGUUGAAAGCAAGGAGCUGUCUCUUUGCAAAAAGGUCCAAUCACCUGACCUUUGGCAACCGCUCUUACGGGUAGGAGCACUGUUAGUUCUCAUCGAAAUUGGAGGCAUGAAUAUCACGUCCCAAUACCUGGUGGUCAUCUUCCAACUGUCGGGGUCCAAUAUGGAUCCUUAUUUAGCUCCAUUGGUGGUUGGGGGAUUUAGGUUUGGCCUCGGUCUUUGUUCAACCUUCAUCCACCGGUUCGUUCGUCGUCGGCCAUUCAUCGUACUUUGUUUUGUGGUUGUUGCGAUAAGUUAUUCAGCCGUUGCUCUUUUCACGUACCUUCACGAUCAUCAUGAUUCCAAGGCUGUGCAAGCCUUGAAUUGGAUUCCCGUGGUUGGUUUGGUUCUCAUUCAAGUGUGUGACACCGUUGGUUUUUUGGUGGUGAUCAAUCUGAACCUUCAGCCCGAAAGUUUUCCUACCCAAUACCGAUCGAUUGGCUGUGGCCUUUGUGGCGUGAUCACGGCCUUUGCACGAUUCGUCAUGUCCAAAUGUUUCUCCCAACUUCUCGAAUUCAUAACUUUAGCUGGUGCAUUUACCUUGUUCGGUGUCAUGUUCGUCAAUAUUGGCAUUUAUUGCUUCUAUAUUGUUCCCGAGAAUAAAGGCCAGUGUUUGGUGCAAACAGAAGAGAAGUUGGUAAAAUAAAAUCUGCUUUGUUCUGGAACUUCGUUGAU
Molecule: messenger RNA, 1454 nt
Organism: Tigriopus californicus
Lineage: Eukaryota; Metazoa; Arthropoda; Copepoda; Harpacticoida; Harpacticidae
Product: facilitated trehalose transporter Tret1-like
Exons: 4
Coding region: 40-1425 (461 amino acids)
Biological process (GO): transmembrane transport
Cellular component (GO): membrane
Molecular function (GO): transmembrane transporter activity
Source: RefSeq, a predicted model, not a curated record